Molecule: messenger RNA, 4566 nt
Organism: Cygnus atratus (black swan)
Lineage: Eukaryota; Metazoa; Chordata; Aves; Anseriformes; Anatidae
Product: zinc finger and BTB domain-containing protein 8A-like
Exons: 4
Coding region: 201-1661 (486 amino acids)
Biological process (GO): regulation of transcription by RNA polymerase II
Molecular function (GO): DNA-binding transcription factor activity, RNA polymerase II-specific; protein binding; RNA polymerase II cis-regulatory region sequence-specific DNA binding
Source: RefSeq, a predicted model, not a curated record
CCCACGUCAGCAAAUACCUUUUGUUUCUCUCACGUUCGGGCUGCCAGGGCUCGGGGCUGCGCGACCAGCACGGCGCCGUGAGCCGCAGCGAGCCCCGAGCGGGGGCCGGGACCCCGCAUCCUCCGCCUGCUCCUCCCGGCCGAGCGGCAGCCGCCCGCGGAACCCAGCCGAGCAAGAUUUCCUGUUACUCCCUCACUGGAAUGGAGAUUUCUUCCCAUCAGUUUCACCUCCUAGAGCAGUUAAAUGAACAACGGAAGCAAGACUUAUUUUGCGACUGCAGUAUCCUGGUGGAGGGGAAGGUCUUCAAAGCACAUCGAAAUGUCCUGUUUGCCAGUAGUGGAUAUUUCAAAAUGCUGCUUUCACAGAGUUCCAAGGAAACGAGUCAGCCAACAAUAGCUACUUUUGAGGUCUUCUCUCCAGAGACAUUUAUGGUUAUCCUGGACUUUGUGUAUUCAGGCAUAUUGCCUUUAACCGGUCAAAAUGUGAUCGAAGUUAUGUCAGCUGCUAGCUAUCUGCAGAUGACGGAUAUUCUUAAUGUCUGCAAGACAUUCAUUAAAUCCUCUCUGGAUAUUAAUGAAAAGGAAAAGGAUCAAUACCUUAGCCUUUCAGCCAAAAGUACCAACAGUGAACCUGCUCAUCCAACUCUUUAUCGGUCAAGGAGAAAAGCAAAGAGCAACCCAAGGCGUUCCUAUUCAAUUCCAGAUGAAAAGGCUAAUACGGUGAAUGAAAACUCGUGGAGUAGUUACAGCAGCUACCUGUCUUCACAGGUGAUUCUUCAGCGGGCAGAAACACAGCUAUCAAAGAGGGGCAGAAAACAGAGCUCAACGAGAAAGCGCCGAAAGCAUCUAGGAUUGUCCCAGACACGUGAUGUUGGGCAGUACAAAUCAAACAAAGCCGAGCGGGCUGGCGAAGGUUGUAAUGCAUCAGACUCUAGCCACCUCCCUCGGGCUAGAGAGGAAGCUGAAUUUGAUGCUGAGAACGAUGUUGAUCAUGAUGAUUAUGGAUAUAAUCACGAAUCAGAAGUAAUACCGAAGAGGUGGUCUGUUGCUCAGCUAGAACAAGAACUUUCGCGAACUUCUCCUGAGUUCAUGGAAUUAAAAGCAGAAGAACUGUACACCUCAGUGCCCACAGUUUUAGGUGUAAUGAGUAGUUGGAAUGAAGGUGACCUACCUCGGAUGCGAUUCAAGUGCCCCUUCUGUACGCACACCGUAAAACGACGCGCAGACCUGAAGCGACAUCUUCGGUGUCACACAGGGGAGCGACCGUACCCGUGCGAAGCGUGUGGGAAGAGAUUCACUCGACUGGAGCAUUUACGUAACCACUUCCAAACGAUACAUCAAGCCGGCAAACUUAUCUGCAGAAAAUGCAAGCGGCACGUAACUGACCUAACAGGAUGUGUUGUUCAGCAAGGAACAAGACGCUACAGACUGUGCCAUAAGUGUCUAGCAGAAGCUAAUUUUGACAGCAACCCUGACGAUUUAGAUGCAGAACAUUCUCCUGUCACCCCCACAGGAAACAAACAUUCCAGUUGGGCUUUGGAAGAGGAACACAAAUCAGAUGAUGAAACAGUGGAGGAAGAACCGUAUAACUUGGUUGUCCGACGUGUUAAUGAUGAUACUCCGAAUGAGGCAGAUGAAAAGGUGAAACCAAAUCUUAGGUAGAUAUAUUUGUAUAUUUGUUAUUGCUGUAUUCAAGAUUAAAUUACUUGUGUUCUACCAACUAAUGCUGGUUUAUUAGUUCAUUAAAUAUUGUUAAAGUUAUGUUGUAAGAAACAAAAUAGGGCUACAAACAAGUUGCUUUGUACUCACAGACACACAACAGUGUAACUACUUCUAAACAUCAUCCAGAAAUUACUUAUUAUCUGGAAACUAUUUAGAAAAAUUGCUUUAUAUUUCUUCAAAGAAUUACACAGAGCUCCUGUUCAUAAUGAAAGUAUAAACUAUUUUACAGUUCCACAAGGAAGAUUCUAUACUACAUAGAUUUAAAAAAAAAAGAUAAUUUGCUUUGAAAAAGUCUUACAAAAGCAUCUCAGAAAAGUAAAAGAAUUUCGUUGACACUGUAAUUAACAUGUAUAUACACUUAAACUUCCUAAGAAAGGAGUAAACAAAUAGAAUUCUUCCUGCUGUACUGCAGCUUUGUUUUCUGAUUGAUCUGUUUCUUAUAGUUCUGAAAAGCAUGAAUCGUUUUAAAGAAUAAACACCGCCAUACAGAGCAGAAUAAUGAAUAGCACAUCUGUAGUGGAUUUCCAUAGUAUGAGUUUGCCUUUUCAGAUAUGAAGUUUUUUUGUACUGUGAGUUUUAAACAAAGAUAAACUAACAUGGUUCCAAGGAAAUAAAAGCGCAAUCACUGGAAGUACAGUUCUCAGCUUUCUUCCAUUUUUUUCAGGACCGGUGCAAGAUUUGCUUAAACUCUUGUCUAUCUUAUGCUAAAAUACCACAGAGGACAAGCCUCUUUAAUUUCAAUGGGACACAUCAUGUAGCUAUUUUAGAAAAGCUAUUCUACUUACAUAUAAAAAAAAAAAAUAGGAUGCUCAAAGGCUACUUGACCAAACAAUAAAAAUUAUAAACAAUUUCCCUUAGAGUUUAAGCAACCUUUGCACUUCUGGAGCCUUCAGUUUUAGUAAUGAUAUUCUUUUUGCAGUCUUACUCUUUCUGAGUAAGAGAACCACCACUCCCUAGAGAAACUGAAAAUGGUUAGUGAUUUUUUUUUAAAGGUGAAGUGAAAAAAUAUAAGCUUUUUGGACUGAGUAGAGAAUGGCAUUAACAAUGGGAACUCUUGAUAAAGAACCACUGUUUGUUCUCAUGUCUCUUUUUUAUUCCACUUUUCCUUAGAAAGCAAGGUUAGCAGGACUUGUAGCUUAAGGUUACUGACAAACGAGCAAAAAUUCCCUUUGUAGAAUUUAAGAGCAGUCAUACUGAUUCAAGGUUCUGUCUCCACUAGUUGUCAUUAGCAGAUAACUACGGGAAAGUGAGAAGAGGACAACCCUGUAUAAGAAUUCCCUAAUGCUCUCCCUGACUCCAGACAUUUUCAGUUUAGGGGAUUUUCUUAAUUUAGGAUUUAGCACAUCUAGCAAUCACCAACGCAUGUCUCUUUUAAGUACUGCCCCACUCUACCCUUAGACUCAUCUACGCUUACAUCAACAGUAUCCUUUAGCAAACACCUCCGCAGGUUUAGCAUGCCUGUGUAAAACCCUCUCCUUUGAACCGCUCGCAGAACUGCCACUACUGCCUCCAGCUGAUCUCACAGGGACUGCACAUGAAAAGCUUUCUCAACUAACAGCAAAAAAGGGAGGUUUUGCUGUUGAAGCAUGUUUAUGAAGUAACCAAUUGCAGGUAGUGUUGAGCUGGGCUCCAGCUGGGUGUAGAAUAUGGCCAGCUGAGAAAACAGCUGCUUACUGAGGCCUGUCACUCUUGCAGCUGUUAAAAUGGAGAAUUUAAGACCUGUUUUACAGUAUUUAAAUAUUGAAAAAAAUAAAUGAGUAACAAUUAAGUGCUUUUCUAUUAAGUUCCUGUCAGCAUCUGUAAGAGCAGAGCGGUUUAUGGUGUCACUACAGGUUGUGACUGAUGGUGUACAUGGCCUUUUAGCACUACCAAGUUAAACUGCAUUAACGUCCCUUCUAUCGUUUUCAGUGGGGGAAAAAAAAAAAAGGGAAAGGGGUAAAAGGAAAGCCCAGCCUCUCCCCCCUGCACCCACCUCACAGCCCCGCACUCGCCUCAGGCGCUGUGGAGAUCAAAACCGCCUCACACUCGACGCCCAAUUGGCUAACCGCGGUCACCUGACCCAGCCAGCCAAUGAGGUGUCAAAGCCGCUGCUGAGGGGCGGUAGCGGCGCUGGGCCGGGUGAGGGGCCGGAGCGGUGACGCCGAGCCCGCCCUGGCCGCCACUGGGGGCCCUGGGCUGUUGGGCUGGGGACAGGCCCACGUCUCGCUACUUCUCCACGGCUCCACCGUGCUGGCACUGUCCCGUGUCCCAGCAGGACACCACGGACACGUGCUGGAGCCCUGGGGCUCCUUUAGAGGGGAGAGAAGACCCGCUGUGUGAAAAUCGUACUUGUUCAAACAUGGGCCUGCUCACCUCAGCAGAGAACAAAGCGCAAAUGUAACCUAUUAGACUCAAAAAUCCACCAGCCAGAGUUACUCACAGCCAAAGUUAUUCACACAAAUCCAUUAAUUCUUUUAGUUUUAUUUCAGCAUUGAAGCUUUCUCAAAAAACUGAAGGGAUUUUAUCUCUCAUCUUCACAAUAGGAAAUAAAAACUGUCUGGUCUAUUUAAGAUGGUUUUACAGCAAAAUAAAGAUGAGAUUUUACCUCCAGUGGUAAAGCACCUCUAGAAUUUAUCAUAAAAACAGGUCAUGGCAGUGCAGACCUUCCCUUACUCACUGUGCCUAUGUCACAUUUGAAUAGCAAUGGCAGGUAACGCACAUUUGCUGUCCCGUGAUUUAAAACAAAACUUUUUUUUAAUUAUUUUUGAUUUACUGAACUCAAGUCUAGUGUUUGACAUUAAAGGAAAAGCUAAAAGAAGCUUUUCAGGGGUUAGACACAGUCUCAGAAUGCUGUAUUAACUGAAAA